UAAAGAGGAUCUGGGCAUUUUGCUGAGGCAUCGCAACCCACCAUAUAUACCCUAUUUCAUUUUUCACUGUCUGUGGCUUUGGCAGUGUCUCCUUUUCUUCCACCCCGUGUGUCCUCUUCUUCUUCCUCCUCUCUAAUAGGUUGUGAACCGCACAAACCGCAAAGAUGUCUGAGAAAAAGAUGACUUCCAGCCGCAGGCAUCACCUCAAGAGUGUGAUCCUCCAGAUCGCUCUGAGCUGGCUGGAGCAGGAGAAGAAGGAUAAUGUUGUGGCAAAGGAGGCCUACAUGGCCGAGCACUGCCCCCCCCCAGAGCUGAGCGGAGACCAGGCCGCCCUCAUGGAAUUCUGCAAGAAGCUCCAAGCCGCCAUCGACAAGAUCGAUGAGGAGAGGUACGACGCCGAGUCCAAAGUGCAGAAGGCCAACAAAGAGAUCGAGGACCUGAAGAUCAAAGUGGUGGACCUGAUCGGCGUGAAGAAACCCGCCCUGAAGAAGGUCCGUAUGUCUGCCGACUCCAUGCUGCAGGCGCUGCUGGGCUCCAAACACAAGGUGACCAUGGACCUGAGGUCCAACCUGAAGCAGGUGAAGAAGGAGGUCAAGGAGGAGCCUACAGAAGCAGUGGGCGACUGGCGUAAGAACAUUGAGGACAAGGCCGACAGGAAGAAGAUGUUCGAGUCCUCCUAAACGUUAUCGCUGCUGUUUGUCUUUCUGUUUCUAUGAACUCCACGUGUCUUAUAUAUGUUGGUUGAACCAGGAGGUUGUGUUGUGUUUCGGUUUAAAUCACACGGCAGGUUUGGACAGCAGGUUAGAAAAGUCUGAGAGGAGUCGCGCUGCAGGAGAUUCAAGGGAGGAGUUUGAGGAGUUUUUCUCCUUCUUUCUUUUGCACUUUGUUUUGUCUGGAGGGAAGAGGAGGAGGAGGAGGAGGAGGAGGAGGAGUGUCGAUUGUUUCUGCAGGUUCACGCACCAGCAACACAACAUCAAGUCUUAAUCUCCACACAUUCACACAAACUGAACCAUGUCGAAUAAAAACAAUAAAGUCAAAUGUGGAAGAAAA
Seriola aureovittata is the source of this 1050-nucleotide messenger RNA. Its product is annotated as troponin I, fast skeletal muscle-like. Gene Ontology annotation, cellular component: troponin complex. Bases 165 to 680 code for a protein of 171 amino acids. Gene Ontology annotation, biological process: muscle contraction. The transcript has 7 exons. NCBI's taxonomy places the organism in Eukaryota, Metazoa, Chordata, Actinopteri, Carangiformes, Carangidae. The record is from RefSeq and is a predicted model, not a curated record.